AUGGUAUCCCAGCCAGCUUGUGUUCUUGCUGUGGUGCCACAGGACCCCCCACAGCGAGCGGUUCCCGCUACGGCUCCUGAAACGGCUGAAGCGCUGCCGGUGAUGGACGUGCCAGUCGUAGCGGUGGUCAGCACGUCAAGCCAAACAGAUCAGAAGGACCAGCAGCACGGUGAGGCCCAAACCGUAAGCCCGGCUUUGGAGGAGCCUUCAGAGCAUCUGGAGCCCAGGAAGGAGCUGGAGCAGCGCGAUGAGGAGGCCCAAACGGAGAGCCCAAUGGCGCAGGACAGCAAAGAGACGCAGACUGUUCAGGAGCAAUUGGAACAUCCAGACACGCAGCCAGAGAACCAGUCACAGCCAGUGGAUGCACCACCAGCCGUGGAGCUUCAAGAAGCACAGACCCAGACGGAGAACCAGACAGCACAGGACAGCAAAGAGACGCAGACUACUUCAGAGGACCGCGCCGACUUGGAACAUCCCACCGAUAUCGCGACUGCCAUGGAAGAAACUUUAAAGGUGGAUGAUGAUGCACCAGCACUUGCGACCUCAGGCACCUCAACGGCGGAGGCGGCUUCGCAGGAGAGUGCCUGGAUGACACGGGUGCAUCAGCUUAGAGAGCAGGAGUCGCCUUUGCGGUUUCCGUCGCCCUCUUCGCCUCCGGAUCCGGACGUCGUCGCCAAGCGCUUGGGGAUUGAGACGCGGGCCGCCCGGGGCCCUGUGGUGCCGCCGUUGGAUUUUGGGAAGGUGCAGAUGGGCGAAGUGGGCAUCUAUGACUUUUCGGCCUCCAUGAGCAAGGCAAGGAGUUCGGAACUGACACGUGCCAGCUCAGGGUCCCAGGAUGGUCGCUUGGGUCCGGCCUUCACGGAGCCGCUGGCGUUGUCCAAUUUGUCCGGACCGUCCAGCGUGGUCGUCGACCUCACUCCGGAGGAGAGAUACCAACUCUUCAUGCGCCGCAUGCGGCAGAAACACCUGGGAAUGCCCAAGGUCUCUCCCUUCGCACGGCCAUUGACGUUAGCACCGCUCAAAGAUCAUUUCGCCUUCAAAAAGAAGAGAAAAUCUCCGGAGCAGAGCUACUUUUCACCUGGCGAUGCCAUUGGCAUAUUGGCAUCGCCAAUGGAAGAGCAGCUUCUUGCACCAAAAUGCAGCUGUGCCGGUUUCACCAUGUUUCACCGGGGUGACAUCAGGGACAGAAUCAUGACAUUAUUUGGGAGAAAGGGUUUUAAAGUUGUUUGA
Molecule: messenger RNA, 1230 nt
Organism: Cladocopium goreaui
Lineage: Eukaryota; Dinophyceae; Suessiales; Symbiodiniaceae
Source: the annotation of a GenBank genome assembly